Messenger RNA from Fusarium musae, 1131 nucleotides. RefSeq lists its product as uncharacterized. The transcript has 3 exons. The record is from RefSeq and is a predicted model, not a curated record. The coding region runs from base 1 to 1131 and encodes 376 amino acids. NCBI's taxonomy places the organism in Eukaryota, Fungi, Ascomycota, Sordariomycetes, Hypocreales, Nectriaceae.
AUGGAUGUCGACGAGAGCUUGCUGCUAACAGGACCAGUUCUUCUCCGGUAUAAGUUGAAGAAGCGCCAAAUCAGGAUGUUGAGGCGCUUUGCUCAGAUGAUGAGAUGGCCCAACCUAGCCGAUACCCUUGAUAAUAUGAAACAGAAGGAUUCGGAAUUGGCUCUGGAUGAGGUCAGCUCUGAUGCGUUUGCCUUCUUCAGCGGCCUUGUGUUGCCUGGUUACAAGAACAGCUACACAUAUUGGUCGGCCACUUCGAUUGUGGGUAAGGUUCUAGCACCUACGUGCCAUGCUGUUGCUGGUUGGAUCGGCCCUGCUCGCCCUACCAAAGAUCUUGACCCGACCCAGAUUGCAAGAAUUCGAAGCCGAAAACCAAUACAGCGGAUGAGUCCCCAGGAUGUCGAAUCGAUGGCAGAGCGCUCUGACCCGCUUGGCCCUGCUGCAGAUGCAUAUCCAGUAGAGGAUUACCAGCCAGUGCGCCCGAAAGGCGGUCCCGAAGAUGCUAUUGACACGGUACGGAUAGAGCUGUUAAGUCUCAAGCCAGCAGAUGGACCUGGGGACGCCCCUACUGCAGCAGGGCUUUCGCGACUGUUUGACGCAACAGUGCAGUUUGCCAUUGAUGGGGUGUCAUGGCCAUUGAAACUCAUGUACGAUGUCUCAUUCGUGGCCGCGUGGCCUUGCUCUGAUGGACCACAUCCGCUCUUCUUUGACUACGUCUACACGUCAAUCCGUGUAGAUUCUAUCGUUGGAGUGCGAGACUGGGGAGGUCUGUAUGGAGGACGGCAAUUGCAUAGUGUGCGAUCAAGCCCAGGACCAGAUAUGAUGCGAGGUCCCUACCGAGAUAUGUUCAGCCAGAGCUUCAAACACAGCCACGUACCAUUGAACGGAUUGAUGCAGACUGGUGCACUUGAGGAAGAAGAUGAGAAUGACGAUGAAAAAGUUCUCGUGGUGGAAGCGUUCGGAGUCCGCGAUAACGAGGUCUUGGCACGAGCAUGGUGUUCUCACUGGGGUCUCAGUGCCGUGGUGGCCGAUAUUCGGAGAACAUGUGUGGCAUGUGCCAUUCGUGAAGCGUACGCGGCAACGCUGACAGUGGUGAUCCUGGUAGAAGGCCAGGAGUACCCUAAUAAUGAGUGA